Molecule: messenger RNA, 4164 nt
Organism: Galeopterus variegatus (Sunda flying lemur)
Lineage: Eukaryota; Metazoa; Chordata; Mammalia; Dermoptera; Cynocephalidae
Product: protocadherin Fat 3-like
Exons: 16
Biological process (GO): homophilic cell-cell adhesion
Cellular component (GO): plasma membrane
Molecular function (GO): calcium ion binding
Source: RefSeq, a predicted model, not a curated record
GUUGCAUAUACAGCAUUAUUUCCCGAAGACAUUCCAUCAAAUAAAUUCAUCUUGAAGGUCAGUGCCAGGGAUGCCGAUAUUGGAUCCAAUGGAGAUAUACGAUACUCACUCUAUGGAUCUGGAAACAAUGAAUUUUUUCUAGAUCCAGAAAGUGGUGAGUUAAAAACCUUGGCUCUGCUGGACCGAGAGAGGGUCCCUGUGUACAGCCUGAUCGCCAGAGCCACAGAUGGAGGUGGCAGGUUCUGCCAGUCUGACAUCCGCCUGAUUCUGCAGGACGUGAAUGAUAACCCCCCUGUGUUUUCUUCUGACAACUACAACGCCUGUGUCUAUGAGAACACAGCCACCAAGGCUCUGUUGACCAGAGUUCAAGCUGUGGACCCUGACAUUGGCAUCAAUAGGAAGGUUGUGUAUUCCCUGGUAGACUCAGCUGAUGGGUUCUUCGCCAUUGAUGGCUCAUCUGGUAUCAUCAUCCUGGAGAAGCCUCUGGACCGAGAGCAGCAGUCUUCCUACAACAUCAGCGUGCGGGCCACUGACCAGGGUCCUGGGCUGUCCUUGUCUUCUCUCACCACCGUCACCAUCACUGUCCUGGAUAUUAAUGACAACCCCCCUGUGUUUGAGAGGAGGGACUACCUGGUGACAGUGCCUGAGGACACCUCUCCUGGCACCCAAGUCCUUGCUGUUUUUGCCACCAGCAAAGAUAUUGGCACAAAUGCAGAGAUUACAUAUCUCAUCAGAUCUGGGAACGAACAGGGGAAAUUUAGGAUCAAUCCUAAGACAGGGGGUAUUUCUGUCUCUGAAGUCCUGGACUAUGAGUUAUGCAAAAGGUUUUACCUCGUGGUGGAAGCCAAAGAUGGGGGCACCCCACCUCUCAGUGCUGUGGCCACCGUCAGCAUCAACCUCACAGAUGUGAAUGACAACCCUCCCAAGUUCAGCCAAGAUGUCUACAGUGCUGUCAUCAGUGAAGAUGCCUUGGUGGGGGACUCUGUCAUUCUGCUAAUAGCAGAAGAUAUAGACAGCCAGCCCAAUGGACAGAUUCAUUUUUCCAUUGUGAGUGGAGAUCGGGACGAUGAAUUUGCAGUGGAUCCUGUCUUGGGACUUGUGAAGGUUAAGAAGAAAUUGGACCGGGAACGGGUGUCUGGGUACUCCCUGCUUGUCCGGGCAGUAGACAGUGGCAUUCCUGCAAUGUCAUCAACUGCAACUGUCAACAUUGAUAUUUCUGAUGUGAAUGACAACAGCCCAAUGUUUACACCUGCCAACUAUACUGCUGUGAUUCAGGAAAAUAAGCCAGUAGGCACCAGCAUCUUGCAGCUGGUGGUGACAGACAGAGACUCCUUUCACAAUGGGCCUCCCUUCUCGUUCUCUAUUUUGUCGGGAAAUGAAGAGGAGGAGUUUGUGUUAGACUCUCAUGGGAUCCUUCGGUCAGCUGUGGUCUUCCAGCACAUGGAGUCUCCGGAAUAUGUGCUGUGUGUCCAGGCAAAGGACUCAGGCAAACCCCAGCAAGUUUCUCACUCCUACAUCCACGUGCGGGUGAUCGAAGAAAGUAUCCACAAGCCCACAGCCAUCCCCCUGGAAAUUUUCAUUGUCACCAUGGAGGAUGACUUUCCUGGUGGUGUCAUUGGGAAGAUCCAUGCCACAGAUCAAGAUGUGUAUGAUGUGCUCACAUUUGCUCUAAAAUCCGAGCAGAAAAGCUUGUUCAAAGUAAAUAGUCACGAUGGGAAAAUCAUUGCCCUGGGAGGACUGGACAGUGGCAAGUAUGUCCUGAAUGUGUCUGUGAGUGACGGCCGCUUCCAGGUGCCCAUCGAUGUGGUCGUGCACGUGGAGCAGCUAGUGCGUGAGAUGCUGCAGAACACCGUCACCAUCCGCUUUGAGAAUGUGUCCCCCGAGGACUUCGUGGGACUGCACAUGCACGGGUUCCGGCGCACCCUGCGGAACGCGGUCCUCACCCAGAAGCAGGACAGCCUGCGCAUCAUCAGCAUCCAGCCUGUGGCAGGCACCAACCAGCUGGACAUGCUGUUUGCAGUGGAGAUGCACAGUAGUGAGUUCUACAAGCCGGCCUACCUGAUCCAAAAGCUGUCCAAUGCCAGGCGACACCUGGAGAAUGUCAUGCGCAUCUCAGCCAUCCUGGAGAAGAACUGCUCGGGCCUGGACUGUCAGGAGCAGCACUGUGAGCAAGGCUUGUCGCUGGAUUCCCAUGCACUCAUGACCUACAGCACAGCUCGCAUCAGCUUUGUGUGUCCACGUUUCUACAGGAAUGUGCGCUGCACCUGUAAUGGAGGACUAUGCCCAGGGUCCAACGAUCCUUGUGUGGAGAAGCCGUGUCCAGGGGACAUGCAGUGUGUCGGUUAUGAAGCCAGCAGGAGCGAAGCCAGCAGGAGGCCGUUCCUCUGCCAGUGUCCACCAGGGAAGCUCGGAGAGUGCUCAGGACACACUUCUCUCAGCUUUGCUGGAAACAGUUACAUCAAAUACCGGCUUUCUGAAAAUAGCAAAGAAGAGGACUUUAAGCUAGCUCUGCGUCUGCGAACCCUGCAAAGCAACGGGAUUAUAAUGUACACCAGAGCAAAUCCCUGCAUAAUUCUGAAGAUUGUGGACGGCAAGCUGUGGUUCCAGCUGGACUGCGGCAGCGGCCCUGGAAUCUUGGGCAUCUCGGGCUGCGCUGUCAACGACGGGAGCUGGCACUCGGUGUUUCUGGAGCUCAAUCGCAAUUUCACGAGCCUGUCCCUGGACGACAGCUACGUGGAGCGGCGCAGGGCGCCCCUCUACUUCCAGACGCUGGGCACCGACAGCGCCAUCUACUUCGGCGCCCUGGUGCAGGCGGAUAACAUCCGCAGCCUGACAGACACGCGGGUCACGCAGGUGCUCAGCGGCUUCCAGGGCUGCCUGGACUCGGUGGUGCUGAACAACAACGAGCUGCCGCUGCAGAACAAGCGCAGCAGCUUCGCGGAGGUGGUGGGACUGACCGAGCUGAAGCUGGGCUGCGUGCUGUACCCCGACGCGUGCGAGCGCAGCCCGUGCCAGCACGGGGGCAGCUGCGCCAGCCUGCCCUCCGGGGGCUAUCAGUGUACCUGUCUCUCACAGUUCACGGGGAGAAACUGUGAAUCCGAGAUCACAGCCUGCUUCCCAAACCCCUGCCGGAAUGGAGGAUCCUGCGACCCCAUAGGAAACACUUUCAUCUGCAAUUGUAAAGCUGGGCUCACUGGAGUCACGUGUGAGGAGGACAUCAACGAGUGCGAGCGCGAGGAGUGUGAGAACGGCGGCUCUUGCGUCAACGUGUUCGGCUCCUUCCUGUGCAACUGCACCCCGGGCUACGUGGGCCAGUACUGCGGGCUGCGCCCCGUGGUGGUGCCCAACAUCCAGGCCGGCCACUCGUACGUGGGGAAGGAGGAGCUCAUCGGCAUCGCCGUGGUGCUCUUCGUCAUCUUCGUGCUGGUCGUGCUCUUCAUCGUCUUCCGCAAGAAGGUCUUCCGCAAGAACUACUCCCGCAACAACAUCACGCUGGUGCAGGACCCGGCCACGGCCGCGCUGCUGCACAAGAGCAACGGCGCCCCCUUCCGGAACCUGCGCGGCGGUGCGGACGGCCGCAACGUCUACCAGGAGGUGGGGCCCCCGCAGGUGCCCGUGCGCCCCAUGGCCUACACGCCCUGCUUCCAGAGCGACUCCAGGAGCAACCUGGACAAAGUCGUGGACGGGCUGGGGGGCGAGCACCAGGAGAUGACCACGUUUCACCCCGAGUCACCCCGCAUCCUGACAGCCAGGCGGGGCGUGGUCGUGUGCAGUGUGGCCCCCAACCUCCCAGCCGUGUCACCCUGCCGCUCCGACUGCGACUCCAUCCGGAAGAAUGGCUGGGAUGCAGGAACUGAGAACAAAGGGGCUGAUGACCCGGGAGAAGUGACCUGCUUUGCAGGCAGUAAUAAAGGGAGCAACUCAGAAGUUCAGUCCCUCAGCUCCUUCCAGUCGGAUUCUGGUGACGACAAUGCAUCCAUAGUGACUGUCAUUCAGCUUGUCAACAAUGUAGUUGACAGUAUAGAGAAUGAAGUGUCUGUCAUGGACCAAGGAGAGAACUACAACCGAGGUGACUACUCCACAACCCAGCAUAACGUUUUUAUUUACACAUUUUGCAUUGCUGAGUUCGUUCUUAUCUUGUCCGUCUGCCUCCAGCCUUUCUGA